Messenger RNA from Fomitiporia mediterranea MF3/22, 444 nucleotides. RefSeq lists its product as uncharacterized. The record is from RefSeq and is a predicted model, not a curated record. The transcript is spliced from 4 exons. Lineage: Eukaryota; Fungi; Basidiomycota; Agaricomycetes; Hymenochaetales; Hymenochaetaceae. Bases 1 to 444 code for a protein of 147 amino acids.
AUGCGCUUCAACGUACUCUCUGUUGCUACUGUCGCGGCUGCUUGCCUCUUCUCCGCUGUUCAGGCGCAGGAGUGGAACGCGGUCUUUGUUAACAACGGCGGCUUCCAGUUCCUUGACUCGAACAACGCGAAGAUAGAAACUACAGCCGAUACCAGCGUUGCAGCAGUUGAUGCAAACCACGAUAAAGGCGAACGCUUCCGCUUCCCUACCGGCACUGGAGGAAUCCUCAUCAGCCAGGCACAUGAGGACCACGCAGUCGGAUACGACAGCGGGGCCAAUGAGUUCCAUGCCGACUUUGCUCAGGACCAUUUCGAUGCUCUCGUCACCGUCAGUCUUAACGGUAACCAAGCUUCCUUCUGCAAUGGCGACCACUGCAUUGGCGCUGGCGGACAGCCGACCUCCGAGAAGUUCAUGUGGACCCUCCAGGGCAUCUCUGCUGCUUAA